AUGUGUGUCUCACGCUUUGUGUUCGAUAGUCGAGCGAGUAGCGAGUUGACGCUGGAUUGUGUGAUGGAGGGACGGGGUCGAGGGAAGUUCUGCAAGGAUCGCGAAGAAAUCGGGUAUGAGGAGUUCGUCUAUUUGGUGCUUGCUGAUGAAAACAAACGAAGUCCGGAAGCAGUGCGCUACUGGUUCAAUAUUUUGGAUCUUGAAUUCUCCGGAGAAAUCUCGUUAAGCACGAUUUACGCGUUCUAUGCUUCGCAAAAAUCGCGGUUGGAGGAGUAUGGCAUUCCCUCUCUUCCCUUUCCGCUCUAUCUGCAGACGCUGUGCGAUGCAUUGGAGAGACAAAACUUGCUGGGGACGCAGGAAAUGCGAUUUUCGUUCGCCGAUUUUGUGCCGUCCGAGUGGGAAAUCCGACUGCCCGUCGUUUUCCAGGUGGUGGCGCUGAAUUUGUUCGUGAACACGGUGAAAUAUCUGGAGUUCGAGCAUCGCGAGCUGGUGGCCGACUUCGACUUCGAUGAGAACAAUCCGGGAAAGCUGCGAGUAAACAAAUACAAGCAAAUCAAGGCGAAGAGCGAUCAUCUGACUCGCGCCGAGCAGAUUCGUCAGAUCCAAGAAGCAAAAGAGGAAGACGACGAAUCUGCCACCGAGUAUUUGGAUCUCCAAGAGAUCUUCAAUGAAUAA
Molecule: messenger RNA, 675 nt
Organism: Blastocystis hominis
Lineage: Eukaryota; Bigyra; Opalinata; Blastocystidae
Biological process (GO): protein dephosphorylation
Cellular component (GO): protein phosphatase type 2A complex
Molecular function (GO): protein phosphatase regulator activity
Source: RefSeq, a predicted model, not a curated record